UGCAGUUAUGCCGGUUUUGUCCCUUAAAAACGUGAAAAGUACUCUAAGUUUCCAAUUCCUUCAAAUAUAAAUUUGGGUUAAUUCUCAAAUCACAUUUCUGCAAAUUAAGCUAAGGGAUUGAAAGAAGCAAGAAAUGAAGCGAAAGAUUGUGAUCAAAUUGCCAAUGCAUAAUGAUAAGGCUAAGUCAAAGGCCUUGAAGAUUGUUGUGGCCGAAGAAGGAGUGAUCUCAGUGAAUAUCGGAAAAGAAAUUGAUAUGCUUGAAGUGAUGGGAGAAGGAGUUGAUUCUGUGUGUUUGGUCAAAGCUCUUAGGAAGAAAUUUUGUUUUGCUGAUAUUUUAAGCAUUGAAGAAGUGAAGGCUGAGAAGCCGCCACAGACGCCGCCGCUGCCGCCCUGCGUGCUGCAGUGGCCGCCGCCGCCACUCCCUAUAUGCGAGUGCAAUUAUGAUUAUUGCUCCAUUUUGUAACAAAGUUACGUCUUAUUCGAAAAAAAUGCAUGAUAUGAAAUAGGGUUAAAUAGUAUCCACGAAGAUUGUAAUCUCAUUGCUAUUUCCGUCCAUUCACAAAAUUAUACUACUAGAGUGUGUUUGCUUUUUA
This is a messenger RNA of Salvia miltiorrhiza (redroot sage), 593 nucleotides long. RefSeq names its product heavy metal-associated isoprenylated plant protein 47-like. The record is from RefSeq and is a predicted model, not a curated record. Lineage: Eukaryota; Viridiplantae; Streptophyta; Magnoliopsida; Lamiales; Lamiaceae. The coding region runs from base 134 to 463 and encodes 109 amino acids. The transcript is spliced from 3 exons.